Staurois parvus is the source of this 381-nucleotide messenger RNA. The record is from the annotation of a GenBank genome assembly. NCBI's taxonomy places the organism in Eukaryota, Metazoa, Chordata, Amphibia, Anura, Ranidae.
CCAAUCACAGGCUAAGGGCAGAUCCAUGACAACCUGAGCUCAGAGGACGAGGGAUGUAUUGGUACACCUGUGCAAGACUGAAGGGGAGGAGCCCGUACACCUGUGCAAGACUGAAGAGGGAGGAGCCGGCACACCUGUGCAAGACUGAAGGGGAGGAGCCGGCACACCUGUGCAAGACUGAAGGGGAGGAGCCGGUACACCUGUGCAAGACUGAAGGGGAGGAGCCCGUACACCUGUGCAAGACUGAAAGGGAGAGCCGGCACACCUGUGCAAGACUGAAGGGGAGGAGCCGUACACCUGUGCAAGACUGAAGGGGAGGAGCCGGUACACCUGUGCAAGACUGAAGGGGAGGAGCCCGUACACCUGUGCAAGACUAAAGGG